Arabis nemorensis is the source of this 564-nucleotide messenger RNA. Lineage: Eukaryota; Viridiplantae; Streptophyta; Magnoliopsida; Brassicales; Brassicaceae. The record is from the annotation of a GenBank genome assembly.
AUGAAAGUUCUUAAUUUACCAAGUUGUGUUCUUUCUCCUCUUCAUGGUUUUGAGGCUAAUAAUGUGGCAGAUUCUCUGAUUCAAGAUUCUUGCAAAAAAAUUUCAAUAUAUGAAGAAGAACCAUAUUACUACAAGUUAUGCAUCACAUCUCUCAAAGAAAAUCCAGAGAGUCAGAAAGUGAGAAACAUUGAUGAUUUGACCAUGGUAGGAUGGAAAAACGCUAUGACAAACAUGACAAAUGUGAAAGGAAUUGUUGAGAAGAUUCUCAAAGAGCGAAAGAAUAAGAGUAGGUUGAGUGAGAAGUUAUUACGCGAAUGCGUUAAGCUUUAUUCAAAAGGCAAUGACUCGUUAACUAAAGCAUUCAAGUACAUUAAAUUACGGGAUUACAAGAUCGCCCACAGAAAUUUUAGUGAUGCAAGAUAUGUUUCAAGAACUUGCGAAAUGCAAUUCAAUGGCGAUAAUAACCAGACAUCUCCUGUAACGAAAGAGAACGAUCUUCUCUUUGAAAUGGUCGACAUUCCUGAAUCUCUUAAUUUCUUACAUAUACGUCCACCCGACGUAUAG